AGCGGAUUCUCUGAGGCACUGACGCAAUAACCACCAGUCCACCAUCACCAGUUAGGACAUGACUUAAAGUCGUGUUUAACAUUAUGAUAUUUUUAGAAUCUGGAUGAAGAAUAGUGAUGACAUUUAUGCAUUGACUCCGGAAGCACACAUGACUUGGGAUGCCGACGCUGCCACCACAAUAAUGCAAGGGCCUCACGCAUGAAUAGCCGGGGUUGCGCCAAUUAGAUCUAUAGGUUGACAGAUUAUGGCAGCAGCAGUUGUACCGAACGGAAUUGUUCCUGAAGUUCUCAAGUACUAUAACUUUGAGGAUUGGAGCAUACGGGUCAAGACCUACCUGUUGGGGAAAGAACUCUGGGAAGUUGUUGUAGGCACUGAAACUGAACAAGAAGACGACAAAGCCAAAUCUAAGGCAUGGAGGAAGAACAAUGCCAAAGCUUUGCAUGUAAUUCAAUUCUGCUGUGGGGAUGAUGCCUUCUCCUGCAUCAGUGGCCUCAGCACGGCCAAAGAAGCCUGGCAGGCUUUAGAGGAAGAGUUCAAGCGACCUGGAGUAAUCGAAUUCUUCGACGAAAGACUAGUUGACAAUGAUGCUGAGCCAGGUGAUGAAAUUGAAAUCAUGGAAACAGAAACGACCGAAGGGGAGGGGGAUCGAUCGAAUUUCUUCCAUCAUUUGGAGUGUCGUAAUUGGGAUGCCGCAAUGGAUUUGAUUCGCCGAUAUCCUAACUUAAUAAGGGCCAGAAUUCCAUCAACAGGCAUGACAAUUCUUCACAUGGUAGUCCUUUAUAAUCCCGGGAACGUGAGUAUUGUAAAUGAAUUGAUGCAGUUGAUGAAAGCAAAAGACUUGGAAAUACGAGACACCAAUGAUUGCACAGCUUUAACAUUAGCUAUCGAGCAAAACGUUGACAUCCAAAUCGCUCAUAAAAUGGUUGAAAAGAACAAGAGUCUACUUACCAUGUGGAUAGCCCCUCAGAACAGGAUUCCAGUUGGCUACGCUUUUGCUUGGAACAAUUGGAAAAUGGUCGACUAUCUCUAUCCUCUCACUCCACCCGAAGCUCUAAACAGUGUCCAUGGCGCAGAAUUGCUUACCCGCUCCUUUUGCGCACUAAAAUUUGAUAUGGCAUUGGAUUUAAUUCAACGCUAUCCAAAUCUGGCCACUGUCAAAGACAACCAUGGUGGAACUCCUCUAGCUCAAUUGGCCGGUAUGCGUUGUGCAUUUUUAAGUGGAAGUCAACUUAAAUUCUGGGAAAAAUGGAUCUAUAAUGGUAUACGAAUUGAAGGGUCCCCUCCAAUCGAUAAUCAAUGGUGUUGCAUUUUCCCAGCAGGGAGGGUAUCGCCAUUUGCAAAGCUUGAUAAAAUCCAAGGUGCAGCCUUACAGAUGCAAAGAGAACUACAGUGGUUCAAGGAGGUGGAGAAGAUUGUACCCUUUCAUAUUGUUGAAAAUAAGAAUUUUAAAGAACGUAAGACAGCACGUGAACUAUUUACCGAAAACCACAAAGAGUUAGUGAAGGCAGGAGAAAGUUCAAUGAAAGAUACAGCAACUUCUUGCACAGUUGUAGGUGCUCUCAUUGUUACCAUAAUGUUUGCUGCAGCAUUUACAGUGCCCGGUGGAAAUAAUGGAAAUAGCGGUGCCCCAAUGUUCCUAAAUAAAAGGUUGUUUAUGGUUUUUAUAGCUUCAGAUGCUAUAUCACUUUUUUCUUCUACGACAUCAAUAAUGAUAUUUUUGGGAAUCUUUACAUCACGUUACGCGGAAGAUGAUUUUCUCAAAUCCUUACCUACAAAGAUGAUAGUCGGCCUUCUCAGCCUUUUUCUCUCUGUCACCAGCAUGAUGAUCGCUUUUGCUUCUGCUCUUUUCUUGAUGCUUCAUGAACCAUGGAUUGUUGGUCCACUCAGUUUCCUUGCAAGUGUUCCCAUUAUCACCUUUGUGUGGAUGCAGACUCCCCUUUUUAUUGCAACGCUCAAGUCUACUUAUGGAAAAGGAAUAUUCAACAACAAACUUAAACGUAGGAAUUAAAUAUAUAUAUAUAUAU
Messenger RNA from Rosa chinensis, 2024 nucleotides. RefSeq lists its product as uncharacterized. The transcript is spliced from 8 exons. Gene Ontology annotation, molecular function: protein binding. NCBI's taxonomy places the organism in Eukaryota, Viridiplantae, Streptophyta, Magnoliopsida, Rosales, Rosaceae. The record is from RefSeq and is a predicted model, not a curated record. Bases 245 to 2008 code for a protein of 587 amino acids.